Molecule: messenger RNA, 2925 nt
Organism: Fusarium subglutinans
Lineage: Eukaryota; Fungi; Ascomycota; Sordariomycetes; Hypocreales; Nectriaceae
Exons: 1
Coding region: 1-2925 (974 amino acids)
Source: RefSeq, a predicted model, not a curated record
AUGGCUUGGCUGAAGGAUUUUGUUGGUAAAGUGGGAGAGGAGUAUAAGAAACAGGUUCAGUUACAGCAGCAGCAGCAGCAGCAGCAAAGGCAGAGAGAGUCGGCAAAUAAUGGACAAGGAACGAAUCAAGGAUACCAGCACAGCGAAUAUCAGAGGGGUUCGCCUUCGGGAUGGCAGCAGCAGUAUCAGACUGGGCAGCCUCAGUAUCAACAACCUCAGACUCAGUACCAGCCUCAAUCACCGCAAUAUGGACAACCUCAAACACCACAGUACCAACCUCAACAGCAACAAUAUCACCCUCCACCAUCACCAUAUCGCCCACCGAGCGAUCAACCCACUCAGGCGCCUUCACACCCCUACAACACACCACCAACAACACAGCCAGCUUCACAAACUUAUCCUCAAAGUCCAUAUCCCCCUCAAGCACAUACCCAACAGCUCGAAACACAAUGGCGCGAAGCAGAGCGUCUCGCAGCGCAGUACAAAGCAGAGUAUGAGGCUCAAAUGAAGAAAGCUACAGAAGAUCUCGCCAACAUGAGAAUUGAGCAAGAGAAACAGGCCCAGGAGCUAGAGAAGUUGAGAGCCGAGGAGGCGAGGAACUACCAACUUGCGGAGGAGGAGCUAGUGAGAGAACAGCAGAGGUUGUAUGAUGAGAUACAGAGACAGAGACAAGAGGCGGAGAGACCACCGUUGCCUCCGAGGAUUAAUACUGACGUGGAGGAUGCUGCACCGCCUUUACCGAGGAGGCCUGUUUCCACAGCUGGGAGUGUGAGUCCUGCACAACGACCGAUAUCGUAUGCAGCUCCGCCCGCUCAGAACUCAUAUCUUUCACCGGAGAGCUACACACAGGUGCCUUGUGGUCCUACGCAAGAAUAUGUACCACCGCCUCCACCCGGACCUCCUCCUCCUCAGGCUACGACCCCAGUCCAACCACAGUCUGGUCAGUAUAUAUCGCCUGCUGUCGUGACUCCUGUGCAGGCUUCGCAGCAGACACCUUACUUUCCUCCUCCACCGCCAAGCCCUCAAGCACAGCCUUCUCCUAGAGCUCAGGAGCAGACAAAUCAACGGAACUCAUAUCACGCACCAGAUCCAGCAAGUCCUCAACCACAACAGGCAAUCACUCCAUCUUAUCCACCACCACCACCACCACCUAUGCAAAGUCCACCUCAACAACAGCCUAUCGCUGAACCCAGGCAUGUCUCUGCGCCUAAGCCUCCUCGCGUCAGAACCCCUGAGCCAGCACAGCUGCAUGCCUGCGGUGCAAAAGCAGGUCUCGAAUGCUCAGGCUCACUAACAUCCUUCCCCCAGCACUGGUUCUAUCACGCUGCUGUACCGGAGUUCGUUAUUUGUGCUCGUUGCUAUGUGGAUCAUAUCUAUGAUACCAAACUCGGGGACUCAUUCCGAAAGGUCUUCUACGACGAUGGACACAAGCGCAGAUGUCGAUUUAACACCAGGCGGAUCAAAGAUACGUUACUCCCUGAAGCCAUUGAGUCUGGCAGUCUUGAUGAACUUGUCGAGUUUAUGGGGAGAAGAAUUAGUAUCAAGGACUGCAGAGAACAAAACAUCACUGAGGGAGAGUCGUGGUACAAAGCAGCUGACAUUCCAAACGGGACAGUUUGCGAAGCCUGCUUCGAGGACAGUCUCAUAACUUCGUCGUUUGCCAAAUAUUACCAGCUCUUACCCAGCCAAGGCGGUGCUUAUUGCGAUGUAAGCAUGUGGUUCCUCAAACGCAAGUUCAUCGACUAUGCGAAAGAGAACAAAUGGGCCCAAUUCUGUCAAGAGUUCAACCAGCGCGCACAAAUACCGGAAUGUCCCAAGAUCAACACUAUCAACGCCAACGAGCGUACAUGGUAUAAGCCUAAAGAUGGACCGAGUGGCCUACAAGCCUGUGCAGCGUGUUAUCACGACUACUUCUAUGCUUCCGAAGAUCAGGAUAAAUGGCAGCAGGUCACUGGAGGAAACUUCCAGACCAGGUGUGUUCUUGGGCAGUUGAACCACAUCAUUCCAAUGCAUCAGGCACUGGAUGAUGAGGAUAGAAGUCUGUUUUGGAGUGCAGCGUGGGAAAUGGACAAGUAUCCUGUUUGCAACAGGGAGGGGACGAAAGGAAGCUCGUGGUACACACCGAUCAACGAUCCUCCCAGCUGGGGAAUAUGCGCGGCGUGUUAUGAAGGCAUCAUCAAACCAAUUGGGGGGGCACGAUGGUUCAUGAAAGAUAAUACCACCAAGGCAGACGAAUUUUAUCUCUGCGGCUUCAGCUUGGGCCAUCUACGAGCGGUACAGGCCCUCGAGGCAUAUGCCAGCGCACGAAAUUGGGGAGACAGCAAGCUCUUUCUCGACUGGACUGCACAAUGGGGCCAUGUUCCACAAUGUCCAAGGAAGAACUUCUGCAAGAAUAGGCGGUGGUGGGGAUGGGGAGUCUUGGCGAUCUGUGAAGAUUGCUAUGCUUCCUUUGCAAAGGGAACAGCACUCGAGCCUCGCUUUGCACUCACUGGUGUAAGAGAGUCAGAAACAGAGCGUAUGUGCGAUAUCUACUCACCGCGCAUGAGAGGUCUAUACACCGAAGCCUGCAGAACUGGGGAUCUAGAAGGUCUCUUGGCUGUUGCAGAGCAGAGACAUGUCGUUUACACACAGACAAUCAUGCAAUGUAAGCAGAUCCUCAGUCAGCAAAGGAUAGCAGCCAUGCAGGCGCAGAUGUUGGGCAGACAGGGCACGUUUUAUAAGAACUUGGGAAGGACUCACGAUCUUACUGUGGGACAUAGCUAUACUGUUGGUAACUCGUAUGCUGGGUAUGGCCAUGCAAAUGAAUGGGUUAUGCAGGGGUAUUCGUACGAUAGGCAGUCCAGAGAGGCUGCGGCGAAGGUCAUGGGUGGAGGGCAUCUUGUGAGGAUAGAGAUGCUUGAGGCGAGGUGGAGCGAGGUUGAGUAA